Nicotiana attenuata is the source of this 1507-nucleotide messenger RNA. Its product is annotated as protein SAR DEFICIENT 1-like. Gene Ontology annotation, cellular component: nucleus. Lineage: Eukaryota; Viridiplantae; Streptophyta; Magnoliopsida; Solanales; Solanaceae. Gene Ontology annotation, biological process: regulation of salicylic acid biosynthetic process. Gene Ontology annotation, molecular function: sequence-specific DNA binding; calmodulin binding; DNA-binding transcription factor activity. The coding region runs from base 214 to 585 and encodes 123 amino acids. The record is from RefSeq and is a predicted model, not a curated record. The transcript is spliced from 3 exons.
CAGAACUAAAGCCACUGAUAAACGAUAUCACGACAAGGAGGGGAGAAGGGGAUAUAAAUUAUUUUUGUACAUUUGUAGUUCUAUCCCACUCCUUUUCGAAGGAGAUUCGGUAGAAUUUUGCAUAACUUUGUUGUCAUGACUCAUGACCAAUGAAUACAACAACUCCAUAGACAUGCUGAAUUCUAAGCUUUGAACCAUGAGGAGAAUCUGAGCAUGAUCCAGAGGAUAAAUCUUUUUUUACCUUUAAGUUUGUCUCUCCAUCCAAGUGUACAAGAAGCACCAUCCUCCAUCUCUUACAAUGAAGUAUGGAGACUGGAAAAGAUUGGCAAGGAAGGAGCUUUUCAUCGACGUUUGAGCAAGGAAAGAGUCAACACAGUGAAAGAUUUUCUGACUCUCCUCUAUCUAGAUCCUACAAUGCUUCGGAAUGUUCUUGGGACAGGUAUGUCCACCAAAAUGUGGGAAGUCACGGUGAACAUGCUCGAACGUGCUUACUUGAUAAGAAAGUGUACUUGUACUACUCAUCUGGAUCUCAUCUGGAUAUGUACUAAAAAACUGGCGUGGUUUUUAACAUCGUUGGACAAGUGAUGGGGCUUCUUCCAGACUGUCAGUUUGUUUCUGCUGAUAAGUUGUCCGAAACUCAAAAAGGCAUGUACCUUUAAUAAAUAAGAAUAUUUUGUUUAUUGCUCUUUUUGUUUCUUCGCCUACCAAGGUUUGUAUUUUUUGAUAUAUUUAGAGUUGCCAUUGCUCCUAAUAGAUUACGCAAUGACUCCCAUUCCUUUUUCUUUUGAGGAUGAUGCUCGUAAUUUGGUGAUUUGUGCAUUCAGACACUGGGAAGAAGUAGUCUCUUUUGAGGAUGAGUCCUCUCUUAUGGAUUGGGUUAUGCAAAUUUCCGCGGUUCAAUUCUCCUCAAACUCAUCCACGGUGGGCCAUUCAGAUGCCAAUGACAAUGUUUUAACUUCCCAGAAGGUUAGCAGAACCGACUAUCAGCAUUUAAGUGCUAUCAACACCUGAUAUCAUGCCAUCCUUCUGUUCAAUUGGUGGUUUCAGCAGCUUGGAUGAUUUUGUCUUGCAUGGUAUGGACAACAUGGAUGUUAGGUUUGACCAACCGUUAAAUUUUCCCAGCCAAGACACCGACUCCUUGAUGGCUAAUACUGAUUCUAUAACUCCACCAUUUUGUGAGGGUGAUCAAUGCUGAGGCAAAAGAAUCUGUAGGUAAUUGCUGCCCGGUGCAAAAUUGUGUGCAGUAGUAGAGUCAGAUAAAUUUCUUGUACCUGAAAUUGUUCAGGUAGCGCCAAUCAUCUUGUCCAGUUUCAUUGUACAAAAUUCACGACCCUUUUUCUGUUCCUAUUUUUUUUUGGAAAUCACAACUUUUUGAGUCUUGUGAAUGGGUACACAGUCCUUGGCGCUGGUCUGAUGAAAAGUUUGUACAUAUAUUAGAUCGAUGUGUAGUGACAGCUGCAUCUUGAUUUUGCCAUCCUGAAGGCAAAUAAGUUUUUUCUUGCACACA